Spirometra erinaceieuropaei is the source of this 6091-nucleotide messenger RNA. NCBI's taxonomy places the organism in Eukaryota, Metazoa, Platyhelminthes, Cestoda, Diphyllobothriidea, Diphyllobothriidae. The record is from the annotation of a GenBank genome assembly.
AUGCACCUGCUGAUACUGGUUCUCAUCGUGUACCUGGCACGACCAACACAACAAGUUGCCAGUAAGUCCUAUUUUUAUCCGUUGAGGUUUCGAGUAAUCAUCUUGAUGCUGAUAGGUUUAUUUUCAAGCCUAGUUAGCCAGGUGGAGAACGCCUAUAUAUCGUGCUUGUAGUUCUGACCUGACAACUAAUUAUUAGAUCUAAAAUAUUUGAAUGACGCCCAGGCACUUCUAAGAGCAAUUCAGAGUGUUCCACCCUUUGUGUAGGAGUAUUGUUUGAUCAACAACCAUCAAAAGACGAAAACUUAUUAUUCAAAUAGAGGCGAUGAACUGUCUGUAUGGCACAUAUGUCGCCUGAUUCAAGAAGUAAAUUGUGAAAAGAUAAGGGUAUGGUUUAUGGCCGGGGUUGGUUACACCGGGGAGCAUUUGCGUUGAGCAACAGAGCAGAGCAUCAAAGAACUUUGUGGUACCACAAAUUGUGAUCUUCCGUGUUGUCACUAGUUAGAAAGGAUACUAUUUUACUACUUAAUGAUAGUAGUAAAUCAUUUUAAUGCUCCUUCGCUGGCAUUGUCAGAAAUAUAUUGUAUUGACGUAUUUUUCUCCGAUGAAUACCUUAAAGCAUACUGACCACCCUCACAAAACAGAUACCGUUAAGUUUCUUUAUUUCUUUUUCUGAGACGUACAAAUAAAGAUAGCCAGUUAUUUUCUUUUAACACAAUUGGCCCCCUGGAGUAAGUAACCCCUGCCAUAAACCAUAUCCUUGCCCGUGAAACGUUCAGUGAAGAUAGAUAUAUGGAGUGAGAGAGAGAAAGUAAAUCUCUUUUCCUUUGAGUUGAGACUGGCCCAUACGACCAAAGGAAAGAAAUUUCAAACGUGAGCACGCGCUUCAUUCUGAAAGGUCAUAAGGUACGCGGAUUUAUGUCAUACAACAUCCUACAGAACAAAACCGUCGUUUACACGAAUAAGGGUUGCUGCAAUCUACAGGUCCACUGUUUUAUCAAUACAGGCUGUAGGAAAUAGGGGAUCUCGCUUGGCUGGGGUUAAUUUCACCUCCCUACUACUAUGGAUUUAAAAGAAAAUGUGGCGAUCCAACGUUGAUUUCGAUAACUACUUGUCAAGCCAGUACAAUAAUAUGGGACGGGGUACAGUGAAUUAAAAAAAUCGAUAAAAGAUAGUUUUUCAAAAAUACAGGCUGGGCAAGAGUGGAAGGGCGCGGAAAGUUGUAUGUAGUUAGGCAACCUAUGAUCACCGUAAGCGCGGAGCCUGAAAGAGGUUCUCCUGGACGCAUAGGGUCGGUUUUCGCACCCCGAUGGCGGCCGCUUCUGCUGUUGCUAAUAGGCGCUGGCCCAGUAGUUUAGGGUAGCUGGAGGGGACCUUGUAAAUCACAAGAGACGCUUCAGCGGGGUCCACACGAUACCCUGAAUCCACUGCGUGCGCAAGGAUGGCGCUGCCAAUUCUCCUAGUUUCCCCUUUUUCCAGCCCAUGCGGGAAGGUGUUUUCGUAUUCUUUUGGAAAGGCGCCGACUCGUACGACCACUAUAACCUGUUCCACAGUAGCAAGUGAAUGAGUAGAUGCACAUUGAGGCGGUCUGAGGUGGCAGCCUAUCCUUGCCUUCUUCGCGUAAAGUAGGGUUAGUAAAGAAUGAUAUACCAACCCUUGCUGUUGCCAAGGUUCCCGAGACAGCUUGAUAAGGGCGUCUCCUUAGGAGUUCACUUGCAGAGUCUCCUUGGGCAGGGACUUUGCAGAACAACGUUUUCUUUUCGGCGGUCAGUGGGGUGGGUUUUGCGGGUCGUUCGGCAAGGUUCUUUGCAAUGAACCUGUUAGGAUACCCGUUUUCGCGAAGCAAAUCCCCGCUACUAUCCGUUGAACAAAUUUUUCUAGCCCUUUGUGCCAAACACCUGACCAGAUUCCGUUUUUGUUGGAGAGGUACGAAACUAGCGAUGUACGUGUAUUGUCCAGACCAGGUUUUUUUCCGGUAGACGCUUAUUCGGACACUACCAUCAGAAGAUACAUCAUUUUAUUUCACCUUGUCUGCACACGGGCCCAGGCCGUUCAGAGGACAGUUACCAGAAAACAUUUGGCUGCCUGCCCUGCCUACAACUACGUUUCAUAGACAAUCAGUCCAAGAGAAACUCACUGUUCACCGCGAAUAUGGCUAUCCUUUUAAACGUUAGGCGGUGCAGUUCAUUGUGAAAAGUGUAAACUGAACAUGGUUUGUCAGGCAAGAUACUGCUUUACAGCGGAGGCGUCGUACUUGAUUUGCGAUGUCAUGUUACGUUAGGACAAGGUUAUAUCAUAUUAACCGCACAGGUACUAGCCAAAAGCCCAUACACGCGUGUUUCGUCUAUAUUCUGCUGUUUCAUGACGCAGUUGCGAAGGGUUUGGCUCGUCAGUGUGUCCCCAGCAUUCCCCGUGCGUGUUCUGGUAGAUACUGUAAUUUCAAAAUUGUCGUUUUCUAAUUUCCUCAGAAAUUAAAAAGCGACAAUUUCUAAAUUGGAGUAUCUACCAGAAAACGGCGAAACACGCGCAUAAGGGCUUUUGACUAGUACCUGUGCUGUUUGCACGGUAUCACAUUACCCUCACGUAUACUACUAGCUGUCUGUCGACAGUUAAUGAAUGUUACGCGCUUACUCGCUGUAGCUGAUGGACUUUGACCAUACACAAAAUUCUCGGUCUGAGCCUAUAGACCUUGAAUAAACUGAUCUACUCCAGCAUCGUAGAUAAGUUUUGAGGAAAUUAGAGAGCGACGAUGUCAUGUUAGUGUCCUGUCUAAAAUGACAGUUUCUUUUUCGUUUGGCCUGAUCUUUUACGCCAAAGUUUAGUGCUCACUGAGUAGUAGAUUCGAAGUCAAAAGGUACUUUGAUACUGGGUUAGCUUAACUGACUGCAUUAAACGGUCAAGAUAGCAGCCGGUGUUCUACUUGUGACAACUCAUAUAUACAACACAUUCUGGUGUCUCUCGCAAUUUUCAUUGUCGAGCACGAUAUAUAGGAUUUUCUUGAUUACCUCUUCGUCGAAAGCCUGUCUCCCUCAAUCGCUAUUUCCAGACAGAGGAAGGUGUCGAUCCAAGGGUCAAAAAUAUGCAGCAUUUUGGAUGUAUUGGAAGACGUUUUUGGUCAAAAACGAACAACUUACUGGUCCGUGGCAAAAUCAGUAACAACAUUUUGCUUGGUUAGCUUAAAUGAAUGCAUUAAACGGUCAAGAUAGCAGCCAGAGCUCUACCUGUGACAACUCAUAUGUACGACACUUGUGACUUUCAUUGUCGAGCAUGAGAAAGACGAUUUUCUUUACCAGCUCCUCGUCGAAAGCCUGUAUCUCUCCCUCGCUAUUUCCAGACGGGGGGAGAGUGUUAAUCUAGGGGUCAAAUGCAUGCAGUAUUUUCGAUGUAUUGAAAGAUGUUUUUGGUUAAAAACGAACAAUUUGCCGGUCCGUGACAAUACCAGUAGCAUAAUUUUGCAGGAACAGACACCAUAGAUUCCUGUUUGAUUAACCAGUCCUAAUUCCAAUACAAAGGUGUAGUUCGACCAUCGAUUUCGAUGAUGUCCACCGUGCGCCCCACAGACUGCAUUGUGGAGCAGGGACGGUGACUAACGCAGGGGUUUAUAGUGCCAGUAGACUUGCCUAGCAUCUACCUACAAUCUCUCCUCCUACCCCGCCUGAGCCCGGUGUCAAGACCAAGUCAAGGAGACCGGAGACGGGGUAGGCCGCAGGUGGAUGGCUCGGACGGAUCCUCGCCUUGGCGCUCCACUCCACACCCCCUGGUCCACACACAAAUGACCAGGAUUUUGACCACAAAACAAUGGGGUGGUGGCAGUGGUCCGGUUGUGCGACGAAUGCCGACAACAGGGUCCGCCAGCGCACCCCGCAAAUGUUGGCAUUUGUUAUUGCGCACAGAUAACGCCUGCCAGAGUCCGAUGUGGCCCCCGAGUUGGUCCAGCGCAUCUAACACGUGGCCCGUUUGGAGGGCACACAAAGUUGUAGUAACCUGUUAUAGGCAGUAGUACUCUGCAUAUAGCAAUUGUCACUGGCUACAGCGAACUAUUUAACGGGUUUCAGGUGAUUUGUUAUUUGGUUGAUCUGAGAAUACAGGUGUUAACAUCUACAUCUUGAAGAACCAAUUAUAUAACUUUCGAAAGUUUUACAUCUUCCGUAAACCUUUAACUCUGGCAUAUUGCUAUUUAUAGAACCAAAAUGUUAACUGUGAUGCUAUUAUUCAAAGGCCUAGCGAUUAUGUAAGGUUAAAAUAUUAUUUACGGGGAUUACAAAGUACGUAAUUAUGAUUCAUUGCUUUCUGGUCUUUGGGUGAGAAUCACUCCAAGUAUGAUCUGACUUCCUUUUUGAGAAUUCCUAAAUAUGCGGUUUCCUUCUUCGUCUGCCUUGAACAAGGUGAAUUCUUUCGACUGGGAAUAUGCACAGAAUGCUUUCUCGCUGCGUCAAUAUUUCGACGGCAGUAAUGUCUGAAAACAUAUUUUUUUAAAAUACUUUGGAGAAUGUCUAGGUUUUCAGGUGUAUGUCAUUUAAGUCAGAAUGUGCCUUCUUAGAGACAUUCGAGGAAAUCGGAAUCUCUAACAUAGAUUUUACCAUUAUGGUAGUAGGACGGUCUCAAGAAUCUUCAAACCCUCAGGAAGUUCAUUCUAGCUUUAUGAAUUGCGGAAAUUUAUAUCAUCGAAAUGUUAUUUUUUUCGUGCUUUGUUUUAGGUUGUUGCUGAUUUCCAUUUCUUAUCAUUGAAAAGACUCACUUGCCCUCUAAAACAACAGAAAAUUGUUGAUUUACGUCCAGAAUCGUAAAAAUAUGCGCUACGUCGAUAAUAAUGAUAAUCUAUAAACGGUGCGGAGAGAGCGGCUACCCAAAACCCGUAGGCCGUAGUUGAAACACUGAAUAUAGCUUAUGUUUGAUGAAGUUCACGAAUGGUUGUCCCUACAUGCCUAAUGCCACUUAAAUAAUAUUUUUAGUUUUAAGUUCCAUAUUUAAAUUUCAGGCAACCUUUAGUCAUCAGAAUCCCAUAUUUAUAAGAUAAGGUAAACUGUGCAAUCAGUGAUAAGCCUAGAGGGAUGAAACAUGACAGGUAAAUAAAACACAGGCCGUUGGUCUGAUAUACGGGUGUGCAUGCCGAGGGGGAGAGAAGGAGGGAAGUUAUCUAAGCGAGCGAAUUUACAUUAGGUUAAAACCUGUCAGGCACAAAUGAACUUCAACACGCCCUUAUUUUCCACCCCUAACGGCCACUUCGGCAUGUGUUCAGCUGACCGAACUGCUUGUCUUUGCGUGCGCACAAUUUGCACCCGCAGAUACAUGCAAACUUAUGUAAACUGUGUAAGCAGCUGGAUCACGUGAUCAACCCCGCACUGCCAUGGUAAGGAUCGACAAUGACAUAACUCCAUUACCACACCCAUUCUCUCAUUCCCUCGGCCCCUCGUCCCCCCCCCCCUCCGCAGGACUGACUGCCGUCCCGCGUGUUGAAUUUUAUUCACGCCUGAGAACUUUUCACUGUAAUGUAAGCCCGCUUGCUUAGAUAACUUCCCUCACCCUUUCCCCUUCGCCAUGCGCACUUGCAUAUCAGCCUGUCUCGUUGCCUUUGUCUUGUUCUAAAUUCUUCCGGGAAAACAAUGCUUCGACUUAAUCGCAUAAUCGGUGGUAUAUUUCUCCUCCUAGGCAAUGUAAGAGACAUUUUAACUCUUUAGCAACAAAUAGCCGUACCACAAACUGGGUUACUCUGUCAGUCAAAGUAACAAAAUGAAACCGUCUGCACUCCCCUAGUAGACGUGUUACUGCAAAAGAUAGGAUUUUGUGCCAAGAUGAUUCCUUUUCACCUUGUGAGGGUACAGAUAGGAGUUGAGCUAGCAUCUCCAAUGAGAAUAGUUGACAGAUCGAUACGAUUUUGUUUCGCUUCUUCUGAUGCUGCUGCCCGGUUUUAGGCUGUCAGGGUCUGGGAGAAGCCUGCAGUCGAACUAUCUUUCAGCGCUGCUGUGGCAACACGGUGUGCGACCUAAAAUGGUUUGGACAUGGAAGCUGCGUCAAGUGUUAUGAACCUCGACGACUAUGCCUGUGGGAUGACGAAUGCUGUAGCAAAAACUGCAAAUGGUUCUUCUGCCAAUAA